Messenger RNA from Prunus armeniaca (apricot), 270 nucleotides. The record is from the annotation of a GenBank genome assembly. Lineage: Eukaryota; Viridiplantae; Streptophyta; Magnoliopsida; Rosales; Rosaceae.
AUGAAAGAAGAUUACGAGAUUGAUGAGAAAAAGCAAGCUGCUGCUGAUGUAUUGUUUAACUAUUCAAAAUUUGUGAUGGCGUGCAUUGGAAAUCAAGUUCGACCUUGUGACUUGAGGUUGCAUCUAAUGAAGGAGAUUUCAGGUAUACCAACUUCUCUGAAGAAAGAUUCAGCCCAGAGAGCAGCUUCUCCUGAUGCAAUGGGCGAAUCAUCAAGCUCGGGUACAGCUAGACUUGAUAAAACAGACAGUUUUCGGGAUCGGGCGCUGUAG